AGAUUUCUGGAAAAGAAUAAAAAAACUGACUCUCGGCAUUUGAACCCUGGACAAAAAAUCGCGCCCGUGCGCACCCAAUCCCGCACCUCGAGGAAGUUGGCCCCGCUCUUUGGCUGUCCGCCCGGACACCCCGCACGGCCGCCCCCCGCGCCACCCCCCGGUCGGCCGCGUCUCUCGCGCACGCCCCGCCGCGGGCAUCCCUCGGCGCCGGGAGGCGCGCAUUUCGGACCCGAGUCGUUCGGAACAGGCCGGCGGCAGCUGGCGGGCGGCCACGGCGCGGCGCCUCUUGGGACAGCCUCACUGGGCGGGGACGACCGGGGCGCGAAGCAGGGCCCGAACUGCCGCCCUCUGGGCGCCGCGGACUGCUGCUGUCAGGCAAUGGAGGGCUCAACAGUGGAAGCCCCUGUGGAUCUGUGCGAUGAUUCAGAUCCAGGCUUGACACAUACACGAGGUGCCUCCGGCAGCAUGGGGCACAUCCGACAGAAAUGCGAGGUGGUCGAUUUGACGUCGCCUGGCAUGGAAGACGAUGACGACGUUGUGCUGGUGUCGGAGGUGAUUGGAGACUACCCAGAGCUUGUGGCUGCUCGGGGACCCAGCCGCGUGGUGCUGGUGCAGUCGCUGGAGACGCCCUUGAAGGACACGACAAGCAAACUUGUCCAGAGGAGGCCACAGUCGAGCAGCCCACCAGAGCCAAUGGAGACGAGUAUUGCCCAAGAAAACCGAUUCAAAUGUGCUGUCUGCUGGGAGAGUGAAGUGGAAUUGUCAUGCACACCUUGCGGGCACAUCUUCUGCAUUAGCUGCAUCGAAAUGGCUGUUCAGCGCAAGAAGCGCUGUCCCCAGUGCAGGAAAGGCUGCCAGAAGCGGCAACUGCGCCGGCUGUUCGUCUGA
Ostreobium quekettii is the source of this 888-nucleotide messenger RNA. NCBI's taxonomy places the organism in Eukaryota, Viridiplantae, Chlorophyta, Ulvophyceae, Bryopsidales, Ostreobiaceae. The record is from the annotation of a GenBank genome assembly.